Molecule: messenger RNA, 2051 nt
Organism: Prunus persica (peach)
Lineage: Eukaryota; Viridiplantae; Streptophyta; Magnoliopsida; Rosales; Rosaceae
Product: F-box protein SKIP2
Exons: 1
Coding region: 151-1764 (537 amino acids)
Biological process (GO): SCF-dependent proteasomal ubiquitin-dependent protein catabolic process
Cellular component (GO): SCF ubiquitin ligase complex
Molecular function (GO): protein binding
Source: RefSeq, a predicted model, not a curated record
GCGCCAACGCCCACACAAGCAGCAGAAACUAGAUAGAUAAUCACAAACUUUGAAAUAACCAAAAUCGAAGCCAACCACCAAAACUCUCUCUCCAUCUCUCUCCCGGACACGCUCUUCUGGCGGCGCGUCGAAUUCAGUCGCGGCAGAACUAUGGGACAGUCUUCUUCCUUUCCCGAGGCUCCAGCGGAGCAUGGUCAUAGAGAAAUCUCAACCAGCCGCCGGUUCAGCUUCAAACCGAUGCCGAUUCUUUCCUCCUCGCCAGUUCAGCCCGACGAAGAACCGGACUUUUACGAGGAAGUCACUCACGGACGAGACUACACUGCCGAUCUUCCCGACGAGUGUUUGGCCAGUAUUUUCCAUUUCCUCGGCUCCGGCGACCGGAAACAGAGUUCGCUCGUCUGCCACCGUUGGUUCCGAGUGGACGGCCAGAGCCGGCACCGCCUCUCUCUCAAAGCCCAAGCCGGGCUCCUCCCUUUCCUGCCUUCUCUCUUCGUUCGCUUCGACUCGGUCACGAAGCUCGCGCUUCGCUGCGAUCGCAAAUCGAUCAGCCUCGACGACGACGCUUUGGUCCUGAUCUCGAUCCGCUGCAAGAGCCUCACGCGGCUCAAGCUUCGUGGCUGCCGCGAAAUCACCGACCUAGGGAUGGCCUCGUUCGCGCAGAACUGUAAAGGCUUGAAGAAGCUAUCGUGCGGCUCGUGCAUGUUCGGUUCCAAAGCCAUGAACGCCGUCGUCGAGCACUGCACGGCGCUCGAGGAGCUCUCGGUGAAGCGGCUCCGUGGCGUCCAAGACGGCUCCGAGCCGAUCGGCGCAGAGAUGGCGUCGUCCUCGCUGAAAUCUAUAACCUUGAAGGAGAUACUUAAUGGACAGUGCUUUGGACCGCUUAUAGUCGGUUCGAAAAAUCUCAAGACUUUGAAGCUAAUCCGCUGUUUGGGGGAUUGGGAUAGGGUUUUGGAAAAGCUUGGAAAUGGAUAUCGGGGUUUGAUUGAAAUUCACCUAGAGAGGUUGCAAGUGACCGAUUUGGGGCUUUCGGGGAUUUCGAAAUGCUCGAAUUUGGAGGUCUUGCACAUUGUUAAGGCUCCUGAGUGUUCGAAUUUUGGUCUUAUUUGUGUUGCCGAACACUGUAAACUACUGAGGAAGCUUCACAUUGAUGGAUGGAGGACGAAUAGGAUUGGGGAUGAGGGUUUGAUUGCCAUAGCUAAAGAGUGCCCAAACAUACAAGAGCUUGUUCUGAUUGGCGUCAAUCCCACCUCUUUGAGCUUGACGGCAAUAGCUUCCAAUUGCCAGAAGCUGGAAAGGUUGGCGCUUUGCGGUAGUGGCUCAAUUGGGGAUGCAGAGUUUGCUUGCAUUGCUGCAAAAUGCGUGGCGCUGAAGAAGCUUUGUAUCAAGGGGUGCCCAAUUUCCAAUGUUGGUCUUGAAAUGCUUGCUUGGGGUUGUCCUAGUUUGGCCAAGAUUAAGGUCAAGAAGUGCAGAGGAGUGAGCGGUGAGGCCGCAGAGUGGUUGCGGGAACGGAGAGGAUCCUUGACUGUGAAUUGGGAUGCUGGUGAAAUUGGAUCAAUCGAUCCUAGUGGCUGUGCAAGUGGAGCUGUGGAAAGCGGGAUGGAGUUUCAGAUGGAUCACGUAGCUGUUGCUAUUGCUCCAUCAAGUAGCAAUGGUCCAUUGGCAUUGUUUAGAACAAAGUUUGGGUUUUUUUCAGGUAGGAGCUUUGUUCCAUGCACAUUCAGAAGGUGGCCAGUUAGUGAGAGUAGUUCCAGUGGAAACUCGUAGGGAAUCUUUAUGUGGGCGACCGAAGUUGCCUUCGGUGCCUCAGCUCACGUUGUCAUGUUGUUUUACAUUACAGUUAAUUGGUCAAUUGAAUUUCUUCUGUAUUCAUUUUCGGCCUUAUGAUGCUGUGUUGGAUUUUUGUUCGCAAAGAAAUGCCUUCAGAAAAGCUGGCAUUCAAGUUGUACUUAUUUAGGUCAAUUGUCCAGGAAACAUACCUACUUCAUUUUCUGCAGUUUUGGUAAUUUGCUUCUUUGAGAACUUGUUUACUUUUUCCUACAUUUUCCCCUUGA